Molecule: messenger RNA, 543 nt
Organism: Talaromyces stipitatus ATCC 10500
Lineage: Eukaryota; Fungi; Ascomycota; Eurotiomycetes; Eurotiales; Trichocomaceae
Exons: 2
Coding region: 1-543 (180 amino acids)
Source: RefSeq, a predicted model, not a curated record
AUGAAGACGCAGACCAAGGAUAAGAUCGCACUCCUAAAAGAGAACUUCUUCCCACGGAUGAAGGAAGUAGACCUUUCAGAUUUGCAAGAUUAUAUCUACCCUGAUCCAGUAGACUGGCCCCCAUUUACGCUGAGAGAAGUGCAAGUGGCCCUAUCCUCAGUGGCAACACGCAAGGCCCCUGGCCCAGAUGGAAUCUCUAAUCUGCUGGAAAUCAUCUAUGAACAGUGCAAGAAAUGGGAAGAGAAACACGCGUCAAAAUUCAAUCCUAAAAAAUUCAAGCUGAUCCAUCUGCUCAGCAAGUACAGCAAAAUAACCGACAAGGAACACCCAGUCUGGCUGGACGGCCGAGAAGUGAAGCCAGUUCCUAAGUGCCGUAUCCUUGGACUUAUUAUAGAUAAUAAGCUCAACUGGAACGGCCAUAUCGAACACAUUGAAACCAAGAUGACCAAAUCUCUGGGAGCCCUCAGUAGCCUCGCAGGAUCCACCUGGGGUACAGGAUAUAAAGGACUACGACAAGUUUACCAGGCCAUAAUCCUACCAUAA